Echinostoma caproni is the source of this 747-nucleotide messenger RNA. The record is from the annotation of a GenBank genome assembly. NCBI's taxonomy places the organism in Eukaryota, Metazoa, Platyhelminthes, Trematoda, Plagiorchiida, Echinostomatidae.
AUGAACGCUGCUCUCAAACUGGAUUUGGAUGUACAAAGUGUGAUAUUUCGUUUGGUACACGAAUCAAUGACACAAUUGUCUACCGACCAACAGCUUACUCGUGAAAGCGUUCUUGCAGGUUUUCGGGAAUCAGUGCCAAAUCAUUGUGGAGGUAACGUAAUCACAAUAGACCGAGAAACAGCCCAUCCCUCUACAUUAACCAUUCCCGACGUCACCAAUUCCGAGGUUACUCCUCUCAAAUCUGUUGUAACCGGGAAGAGCUUUCGCCAAUCGUGGGGUGAGAUGAACGAGUCGGGUUUAAUGCCCAAUGUAGAGGAUCGCAACACAGAGCUUUUUCGAAAGAGCUGGCCAGUUGGAAUGACGUUGGAAUCUGGAUUAGUAAGCAGCUCUCCAGCUAAGGAAAUGGGGAAAAAACUUACACGACUUCGGGAAGCUGAACGUGAAAAACGUCGUUUGAUGGCCGAACUGGAAAAGGAACGCACCUAUCGGGAUGAAGUGGAGAAUGUGGUCGCUGAGCUUCGUAACCAGUUAGAUGAGGCACGAAAACGAGCCACGGAAGCCGAGGCUCGUGUAACUCGUCUUUCUCGUGACUUAGCAGUUUUACAAGAUCAGGCAGAUGAGCUAAAUUUGUGUCGUACUGAGUUAGCUGUACGCGAAGAUGAAAUCGCCAAUCUCAGAAAACGUUUAAAUUCGUUCCAAGAUGUGAUGAACCGUACGCGUCAGCUGGAGUUGGAAAAUGCCAAUUAA